Colias croceus (clouded yellow) is the source of this 2638-nucleotide messenger RNA. Its product is annotated as sodium-independent sulfate anion transporter-like. Gene Ontology annotation, molecular function: sulfate transmembrane transporter activity. Bases 452 to 2239 code for a protein of 595 amino acids. The transcript has 10 exons. The record is from RefSeq and is a predicted model, not a curated record. Gene Ontology annotation, cellular component: membrane. Gene Ontology annotation, biological process: transmembrane transport. NCBI's taxonomy places the organism in Eukaryota, Metazoa, Arthropoda, Insecta, Lepidoptera, Pieridae.
AAAGAUAAGGAAAAACCGACAUUGACAUUAAGCGACUUUGAAUUGUUUUUGUCAUUAUAUACCGGUGAAAUGCUUCGAUGUUUUAUACAUGAUGUAGCCUCAGAAGUUAAUUAAUUCCUAAUAAUCGAUGGUCUUUCGUUCACUCAUUUUAAAAUGAGUAAUAUUAUGAAUAAUAAAAACAAACCACGCGUUCCCGGUUUAUCGUUCCGGCUAAUUAUGUCACACGAAAAAGCAAACGGACUUAUCAAACUAAUAGCGUGUGUAUAAUGGAUUAAAGGUCGCAAUGUGUUAGAACAAGAAGCCAUUAUCAGGAUAGUUGUACUGUUUGUCGCAGCCUCGGACAGGUUCUGUCUUAAAGAUAAUGCGGAGGCAUCACCACGCCAGUACUCCUGAUAAUAGCAAGGUGUACGAACGGGUGCUACAUUUUUGUAUGGUUUAGAAGUGUUGUGAUAUGGAGGCGCAAGAAAUUACGUUAACGAAGAAGAAGUCGGGGGGAGGAUGGUUGGCGCAAUGUAAGAGAAGAUUGCCAAUACUAGAGUGGGCUCCGAAAUAUGAUCGAACAAAUGCUAUAGCGGAUUUGAUAGCCGGGAUUACGCUCGGAUUGACGCUCGUGCCGCAAAGUAUAGCGUACGCUUCGCUCGCUAAUCUCCCGGUGCAGUAUGGACUGUAUUCCGCGUUUAUGGGUACAAUGCUAUACAUGUUCCUGGGUACCGUGAAGGAGGUAUCUAUAGGGCCCACUAGUUUGAUGGCCCUGCUUACUCUGCAAAUAUGCCGUGGCCUGCCGAUCGAAUUUGUGGUGCUCUUGACCUUCUUGUCCGGUUGUGUCGUCUUCAUCAUGGGAUUGUUAAAACUUGGUUUCCUAGUCGACAUAAUAUCACCAUCCGUGACAAGUGCGUUCACAUCAGCAACUGCUGUGACGAUCAUAGUGGCUCAACUCAAGGGUCUAUUGGGACUGAGCUUUAUCGCAGAAUCCCUUGUAGAGAAUCUAUCGUUUAUAAUGAAGAAUUGGUUGUCUGUGCGGUGGACGGAUUGUGCUCUUGGUGCUUCGUGCUGUACUGUUUUGCUGUCUUUACGGAAACUAAAAGAUAUCAAGGUAAAUCCAAAGAAAUACAGGUUGAAAAAAGUAUUAUGGAUGAUAUCGAUCGCCCGGAAUGCAUUAGUCGUUGGCAUCGCAUCUACAGUCGCUUAUUGCACUUACAAUCCAGAAAAACUGCUCUUCAAAUUAUCUGGUCGAGUAGAACCAGGUCUACCACAAGUGAGUCUGCCUCCAUUUAGCGCAGUGAUGAACAACCAGACGCUAGGUUUUAUGGAAAUGAUAGACCACCUGGGAUCUGGAUUGAUCAUAGUGCCUGUGGUUAUGGUACUCGCUAAUAUUGCCAUCGCUAAGGCAUUUUCUCCCGGAGGUCGUAUAGACGCAACUCAAGAGAUGGUAACUCUUGGACUAUGUAAUGUGGCCGGUUCGUUUGUCCACGCGAUGCCAACCUGUGGAGCGUUCACAAGAUCAGCUGUAUCACACUCGUCUGGAGUUAGGACUCCUGCUGCUGGGUUUUAUUCAGGUUUAAUAACUCUAUUGGCUUUGAACUUCUUGACGCAAUACUUCUUCUUCAUUCCGAAAGCAUGCCUAUCUUCCGUACUAAUAUGUGCUGUAGUUUUUAUGAUAGACAUAAACGUAGUAUUCAACCUCUGGAAGGGCAGUAAGCGGGAGCUAGCCAUCUGGUUCCUAACCUUCAUGGUUGGAGUGUGGAAGAGUCUGGAACUUUCCGUGUUAGUAGGCGCCAUGGCGGGGCUAGCAGUACUGGUGAAGGAUGUUAUGCAGUCGCCCGUUGAUAUGACGCAAGUUAAGGCAAACAGCGGUGACGUCAUCCGCGUAUCCGUCCGUCGCGCGCUAGUAUACGCGAACGCGGAACGAUUUGCCGCUAUCGUUCUGACCACGGCCUCGGCAGCUGGCUGUCCCGUACUCAUCGAUUGUUCUAGCAUCGCUCUCUGUGAUUAUACUGCUACUCAGGUGAUAUCCCGCUUAAUAAAGAAGUUCAAAGAAAUGAAACUACAACUAGUUUUCUACAGCGCCUCACCAGACAGUCUCAAAUGGUUGGAAAGUAUUCCUGAACUCGAUAAAAGAGCCUUAAAUACCAAAAAAGUUCAGGAAGCCCUGGAUGCUGUAGCUACCAGGAACCCUGACGCUGAUGAUGAGACAAGUGCCCUGUUGGAUAAGAAGCCAAAGAAUGAAGAAAUUGUAUGAAAAACAGAUGAAAUUUUAGGCGCUUUUAUGGUUUUCUUAAGUCAGAAUAUGACGGAAGAAACACUUUUGGUUCAAUGUAUUAUAAAAGCAUUAAGUAUGUUGAAAGUAUUAUAUUAUAUUUUAUGAAUAGUACAGUUAAAAGCUGGAUGCAUUGAAAAAUUUUGAUGAAUAUCAAUAAUUGUAGAAAAUUAUUUAUAAUAGAUUAUAUUUUUGUACUUAGCAUGUUGUGUGUCAAAGAUUAAUUAACUAUAUUAUAGGUAUUAGCUCAGAUGUUACCUGUUUCUAGAAAAUUGCCCGAAUGUUUAUAAAUUUAAUGUUUAAACAUUUUUGUGGACAUAUCAACUAUAUCAAAAGUUAUAAAAAAACUGUUACUAGAAGAAACAAAUAUAAAAGAAAAUU